Molecule: messenger RNA, 942 nt
Organism: Rodentolepis nana
Lineage: Eukaryota; Metazoa; Platyhelminthes; Cestoda; Cyclophyllidea; Hymenolepididae
Source: the annotation of a GenBank genome assembly
AUGCGAGACACACAUUGGAAUCCGCGUUUUACCCAAUUGAGCCUGGAUCUGGCUGGUCGGUUGCUGAAUGCACGGGCCUCGCGCACAAACCACACAGUGGAUCGGUGGCCUGAGGCCCAACUCGUUCUCCUCUCGCCGCCCGAUCAAAUCAGCAACACCUCCAGCACCUCUGGUAGCCACCUAGCCACUUUCCACUUGCUCAAACAUAUUCUUGCUAAUUCAAUGCCUCUUGAGACUGUCUUUCAAAACAAUCACAACAAUGAUGCUCCCAGCAGCCUGGGAAGAAGACAUGAUGUCUCGGCUUUAGUGGCCCCCAACUCCGCAUGUUCCAUUAUUUAUGAUUGGGUUUGUCGAUUUGAACAGGUACAACAGCACUUUACUACCCCACGAUCCCUGAUCUUAACGACACGAAUGACAACCCCUAAAUCGUCGAUUUCACAUCCACCACCACCACCUCAACCAUCGCCUGCAUUGCCAACUUCAACAAUGCCUAAUCCUCUCUUCAAUCCGUUGGCCCUUCAGCCACCCAAUAUAGGACUCCCACUUUUCUUGCUCACACAGUCUAAUCCCUACUUAUUUCCCUCAUCCUCUCUACCCCUUCUCACACCUCCAGCCACACCGACUCUCACUGGGAACCUGCUGACUGAUAUUCUAGCCUUGACAAGUCCUUCCACGACAGCAGCUGCAGCAGCAGCAAUGGCGGCAACGGCAGCGACAACGCAAUUGCCUGCGUUGAGGCUUCCGACGAUGCUUCCGCAGAAUAUGAUUACUUCUGUGCCAACACCCCUGCAAACGUUUCCACAGUUGAUAGGAGGAGAUAAGAAUUAUCAGCUGCAGUUAGAUGCGCAGAACUUCAACUUCUGUCACGUUCAAGUGGUGUGUUUUAAGGAUGAGGCGAAGACACGGUUCAUGUGCUCGCUAGUUAAAAAUAUGAAUUUGUAG